Molecule: messenger RNA, 3178 nt
Organism: Hemiscyllium ocellatum (epaulette shark)
Lineage: Eukaryota; Metazoa; Chordata; Chondrichthyes; Orectolobiformes; Hemiscylliidae
Gene: mturn
Product: maturin, neural progenitor differentiation regulator homolog (Xenopus)
Exons: 3
Coding region: 282-677 (131 amino acids)
Biological process (GO): regulation of signaling; positive regulation of megakaryocyte differentiation
Cellular component (GO): cytoplasm
Source: RefSeq, a predicted model, not a curated record
GGCACGCAGUGCGGCGGCAGCUCACACUGACGGAGCUGCACAUCGUCCGUACCUCAAGCGGCCACUCCCCUCCCCCACCCCCACUCCCACCCCACAGGCCGCAGAGCGAAAACAAAGAGCGGGGCGCUGGCGCGCGCCAUGGGCCGCGCUCUCCUCUGAGGCCGAUGCAGCGGCAGAGAUCGCGCCUGAGGCUAACGGACCGGACUGACUCGUAAACACUCACCACCGCAUCCAUCACCCCCCGCCCCCCACACCGGAGGAGGAGGCGGCGGCGGGCGGCCAUGGAAUUCCAGCAGUUCGUCGACAUCGCGGACAAGUGGUGCUACAACACCCCGUUCGAGCUGAUCGCCACCGAGGAGGCCGAGAGCCGGCUGGAUUUCUACGCGGAUCCCGGUGUUUCCUUCUAUGUGCUGUGCCCGGACAGCGAUUUCAGGGAUAAUUUCCAUGUAUGGAGUGAAAGUGAAGACUGCCUACCAUUCCUACAAUUGGUACAAGAAUACAUCUUAUCCUGUGGAAAGAAGACUCUCUCUGAAGUACUGGAAAAAGUGUUUAAAUCAUUUAAACCUUUGCUGGGACUUCCUGAUGUAGAUGAUGAUGCGUUUGAAGAUUACAAUGCUGAUGUUGAAGAGGAGGAGCCCGAAGCAGACAGUCAGCAUAUGAGUGUCAGUCAGCAGUAAACGUGCAGAGAAAAGUCGGAUUGUGUGAAAUUUUUAUUUUAUUGAUGGAUUGCCCAUAUUCACUGUUCCCUUCCAACAAUCUGAAUAAUCCUUAUUUGUAUCAAGUUUGAAUCAGCAUUCCUAAACAUUAUCUAGUUUGUUCUGUGUCAUUUAACUGUUCAUCAUUUUGUCAAACUGUAAGGAGGUGUGAAAGUUUAUCAGGCUAUGUACAUAUAUUAAACGUUUUUUUGAGGGGAAAGUCCAUUAAUUGGAUUGGCCUGUUUGAAUAUGUAAGGCUGCAUUAAUUUCAGAUUGUUUAAGUUGGGCUUUUCCUUAAAGUAUGGUUUAAAAAGAAAUUGAUGCAAUCAGAAUUUCAAUUAAAAUGGGUUUUGAGCCAUACUUCAGUGAUGGACCUACGAAAAUAUUUUCAAUUUAUUUUAAGGAUUAUUCACUGGAAAACCUCAUAAUAGGUUGAUCAGUAAAAUCACAUAGAUGUUAGAGCACAAGAACAGGCCGUUCAGCCUAAUUGAUUUCUGCUGAGGUUUUUGCCCUGUACUGGCAUUCUGCCACUCAACUUCAUCUAACCCUGUUUACGUAACCUUCCAUUUAUUUUGGUGUUAUUUCAUUUUCAAAUACCUAAUUUUAUUAAAUAUUUUAAAGAAUAUUGAUUGUGGGUAUUUAACUGAAGUUGUCCAACAAUUUACAACUUUUGUGGUGAGCCUGUAGGGCAAUUGUUUUUAGUGCAGAUUUAACUUUUUAAGUUCUAUCAGGUAGUUUUACAGUGAUUACUUCACUCAAAAUAUCCUUGACGAUACUAAAUGAAAUGCAACACUGAAUUAAAACUGACAUCUGCUUGCAUCAGCUUGUUACAUUGUAAAAUCAGAGGAAUGUGCUGUUGUGUAGAUGCUUGAGGACAUUAAAUACUGUUUUCUGCUACUGCUGUAUGUACUGCAGAUACUGUUUACUGUACUGCAUUAAUUAUUGCUUGGCUUUUAAUGCACUACAGACUGUUGGCUACUUUAUUGAUUACAUCCUAUGCAUCUUAGACAAAACAUUUCCAGCUAUAACAUUCCCAGUUGUAGAUCAGGAAAGCACAGACUUUAGCUCUCUGUUAGUGUGCAUUACUAGAAGGAGCUGUAAACUUGCUUUUAGUGGGGGAGUGUGAGGGUGGAAUUAGUCAUGUGCAUCUGAAAGAAUUUUUAAAAUGUAAUACUCAUUGAAUAAUGGGUUGGUUAUUCAAAAUGUUGUAAGUGGUAAUUUGUACUGUACCUGGCCUGUGGAUCUCUCUUGUAUUAUAUCUGUGUGUAUACUGUAAAAUAGAAUGCCUUGUGUAAUCAUAGGACAUUUGAGGUUGCAUAAAAUCUUAGUGUUUUAAAAUGCCUUCUACUGAGCUGCUAAUUUGGAGCAGGUUUGAACAUUGCUUGCAGUUGGAGAGUCUGUUCCUUUAUUGACUUUGGUAAGUUAAGGCCAUAGACAAGAGUGUGAAUGUAAAUAUUCUAUUCUACAGUAUAUAUACUGUACAGAUAAUCAAAGUAAAAGCUUGGUCUGUACUUUGUGUGAACAGUAUCCAGUGUUUUAAUAUGUUACGUGAGUGUCUAAUUUUGUUGAUCCUGAAGGAGGGAAGAAGCAUCCUGUGAACAGCCAUCAAAUUGCCUUUCUUUUGAAUGCAUGGCUGGUUGACACAGGAGGUAUUAUUUUAAGUUUGGUAGUUUAUAAAAAUAACUUUAUUGUUGAUGCAAUGCUUUGUUACAACCUACAGCACUUCAUUUAUAGAUACCUCAAUGCUUUUGUUGACCUAGCAGUCUGGAUUUAGAAAUGGGUUUAAAAACAAAUUGCACAGGCAGAAUUCUCCAGCAUUAACUCGCCUCAUUUUUUUAAAACUAGAUUUAAUAAAAGAUAAAAGUGUUACAGAACUUGGUUCUCUCUCCUUUUGGAUUGAUUUAAGAGCAUUACUUUUGUGCAUUUAGACUGAAUGUGUAAAGCAAAUGUGUUUAUUUGUUUUUAAUAGUUAUGAAAGGGAUUUUGGAUAGGUGAACAAAAGGAUAUUGUACUUUAAUAUGCUUAACACUAAACAAGCUGGAAAUAAAUUAUUCAAACAUUGCUAUCGAUGUUCCCUUAAUAUAUAAACUUUUCAAUCAAAGGUGUCUUCUCAAGUGAGCAGCCGCAAAACAGUGACGAGCACAGACCAUCUCUUUUGAUUUUGAGCUGAAUAAAUCUUUGACAUAAUGAACUGACAACCCAAAAUACUGUUAUAGAAACAAUUGAGUGGAACAAACGCACAUUAAAGUCAUGUUCUUUGCCUAGUCCAUCUAACUAGCUGUUCUACUCAAUACAGGUACAUUGAGCAUAAGAGAAUGACCACAACCAUGCACGUUGCCUUUUCUCACUCUGUGUAGUCAUCUUUUCGGAGUUUCUAGAACCAUAUUCCAUGUCUGUAUUCUGUCUAACCCUAUUCGAUUCCUACUUGGGUAUCAUGUUUAUACAUAAACUUAUACAACAAAAUAAAUUAAUAUUUGUGCCAA